Messenger RNA from Mytilus trossulus (common blue mussel), 4170 nucleotides. Its product is annotated as coiled-coil domain-containing protein 78-like. The coding region runs from base 115 to 2892 and encodes 925 amino acids. The transcript is spliced from 22 exons. Gene Ontology annotation, molecular function: microtubule binding; ATP binding; microtubule motor activity. Gene Ontology annotation, biological process: microtubule-based movement. Lineage: Eukaryota; Metazoa; Mollusca; Bivalvia; Mytilida; Mytilidae. The record is from RefSeq and is a predicted model, not a curated record. Gene Ontology annotation, cellular component: cytoplasm.
GUUAGAGGUAGGAAUCCAAGGUAAACAACAACAGUGGCGAAAAAGAAAUAGUUUUGUUGCUGUUCAGUCUAUCUAAGUUAUUGAUAAAUGAAUGAACGAUAAGAAUAAGUAAAAAUGAAUGUGGAAGUAAUUGGUCGUAUCAGGCCACCUAUAAGAGCCGAAGGACCUGAAAACCUCGUUAUUGAAGGCCACAGGGUAGCUGCACAAAGUAAAGGACCAUUUAUAAAUUUCGCUACACUCCAUAGAAAGGACACAGAUAAUUAUGGUAUUUUUAAGAAUACUAUAGAAGACUCAUUGCUGCACAUGCAUAUGUCAAGAUUUAAUGUUUGUCUGCUGGUGAUAGGAGAGACAGAAUCAGGGAAGUCCUACACUCUAACAGGAGAAGGAUCAUCAAAGACUGGCAUUGUACCUAUGGUCUUAGAUUACCUCUUCUCCAAACUACAGGAUGAUCAGUAUAUGAUGGACACCAGAGUGAGACGACAGAAUCCAACUGUUACCCUACAGAUGUAUGAGGUCUAUAAUGAACUUGUAAAGGAUUUAUUACAAGUUCCAGGUGGAGGUGCUUCUUAUUGUGAUCUGGCAGAAUCAGCAAAUAGAGGAGUGUAUGUCAAGAAUGGAAGUGAGGUUCCACUGAGAGAUUCCAAUGAUGGCAAUGCUAAGUACCGUCAGGGUAUGUCUCGUAGGACCCAGGAAAUGAAUGACUUUGGACCUGCAUCAGCUAACUCUGCUACUAUUAUUUACAUUGACCUCUCCAUGGAAGUUGGAAAUGAUAGAAACAGCAGUAAAUCUCGGUUUACUAUAGUAGAGAUCCCUGGUCUAGAAAAGUUAUCUGAUAAUCCAUCAUACCUUAGACAGAGAGAAACUUCCACUUUAAGUAAAGGACUUAUAGCAUUCAAUUCUGUAAUAACGUCCUUAGCCAGCAACCCAUUUCCUGAUAGAGUUAUCAGUUACAGAGAUUCCAAGUUAACCCAUUUACUGAAGGAAGAAUUAGGUGGAAAUUGUAAAACAACAGCUUUGUUGUGUCUGAAACCUCAAUCAGAUCCCAAUACAUUGUCUCCAAUACUCACAUUUGCAACUAGAGUUGGACAAGUUAAGAACUUUCCAAUUGUAAAUGAUUUAUAUGCACAGAAUUUGAUAACCCAGUACCGGGCCAGGAUAUUAGAGUUACAACAACAGAGUGGUGUAGGACCUUCAACAAUGGACACCAAAGUCUCCAAUCUUAAUGACAUAAAGGAGACCAUCAGGCAGUUAGAAACAGAAAAUAUUCCAUUAAAUUCUCCACAGGUGUUAAAACUCAAGGAUGAUAAUGAAAGGUUGAGAAGUAAAGUAGACCAGUUGCAAUCUAGGUUUGGUAACAUGGCUAGUACUAAAACAGAUCUCUCUCAACAACUUCUCAUGACUGAAGAGGAAAAACUAAAGGUAUCCCAGUCAUUGGUAGAGAUGCAGAUAGAAAAUAACAAGAUCAGAGAGGAAGCUGAGGCUACCAAGUUUGAACUUACAAACAAGAUAUUGAUGUUGGAGAACAGUUUGAUGGAAGCUGAAGCAGAAAGAGAUAAAUUUACUAGGUCAGCUAGAAAUGCCAAAGAGAGGCUCAGUGAAAUGGAAAAGGAUAGAAAAGAUCUGGCUGAUGAAUAUGUUGUCCUGAAAACAAACUAUCUUGCUCUUGUUAGAGAAAGUGAAAAAGAGUCUAAACGUAAUGAGGAAUUGAGCAUUGAGUUAUUGAACUUGGUGAAUGCUAAAGCGACAUUAAUGAAACAAGUUCAAGCUUUAUCAGACAGUGACCAUGGUCUGGGUGAUCCUGAUGCUGAAAUAAGCAGAGUCAAAGCUAUAGUCAUCAAGAACUCUUCUGGAAGGAUCAAGGCUGAUGAAAUAUUAGGAUCACAAGAAAACAGAAAAGAUGUAGAAAAUACUCUGUUUACAAAUAGAAAAAGAUAUGAGAAAGAUAUGGACAAGCUUAAAAGAGAAUAUGGUGACGAACAACAAAGGCUGGAGAGUAGAGUAACAUUGAUGCAAAAGGAAAUACAGGAAUCAAGAAACUUGGCCAGAGAUAGACAAAGAAGAAUUGCUGAAUUAAAUGCUGCCCUUAUAAUUGCAAGAGGUGAGAAGGAACAAUUAGAAGUGUCCAACAACAGAAUGCAUCACAAAGUAAAAGACAUAGGAGAAGAUUACAGGGCAAGGCUCAUCAAAUAUGUGGAGGAUAUUGCUGAAUAUGUAGACAAAGGAUCAGGACCAGAUCCACGACAGUCUGUUCACAUGAGGGAAUAUGUCGAUAAUAUGCUGAAAGAUAUAUCUAAAUCCCACAAAGAAAGAGAAGAACAACUGAGUAUGGCAGCUCAGCAGUACAGAGAAAACAAGAAAGCUUUGUUACACAAAUAUGAGGAAUUAUUAAUACAUUACAGGAAUUUACGACUCCUGAGUGAACAGAGAGGAAUAGAUGAUAUAGACAUGGGACCAGAUGAAACAGAGCUUAAACUUAAUGAAUCAGAGAUAGAUUCUGCCAAUCUAAGGGAGAUAACUCGACUGAAAACGACUAAUAAUGAACUUAGGAAAACACUGGAUAAUAUGAAAAUGAGAUAUGGUGUAAAGGGUGACACAGAUGACUACAAAAUCAGGCCUGGAGAGAAACCAGCAGAGACGUGGGCAGCUCUACGUAAACAGUUACGUGAGUACACACUGAACACUCAACAACAGCUAGAGGAUGAAAGAGCCAAACUGCUCAGUGAGAAUUCUAUGUUGAAGGAACAGCUUAAAGAAAGCCAAGAAUAUAUAGAUCACCAUCUUAUUAGAUAUAAACAGGAAAUUGUCAAAUUAAGAAGACUUCUGGGAUAUGAAGAUGAUGGUGGUGGAGUAGUACACACAGAUCGUAGCUUUAGAAAAGGAAGAAGAAAAUGAUCUCAAAGGGAGACAAUCUCUCUGUCAUGUGCCACAAAUAACAAUUCCAGUGCUAUUUGACAUAUAUUUAACUGUGAUAUUGUAUAAAUGUUAUAUUUAUUUCAAACAAAAACAAAAUUUUGUAUGUUUUUUGUCAGAUUGUAUGUAUAUGCAUUCCGUCCAUAUUAUCUGUGAUAAAAAAAAUAAUUUUAUUGCUAUGAUCAAUGGAAUGAAUAUGUGGAGCAUCAUUUAGAUUUUCAUCAUAUACCAGGAUCAGACUUGUUUCAUAAAGUCUGAAACUUAAAAUGACUUUCACUAUUUUUUGUUACGUUAUUUAUAAUGUAAAGUAGUAGGACUGACACGAUAUGUUCUUAUUCUUAUAAACUUUUCAGUUCUCCAUGUAUGUUAUUGCAAAGGGAUACAUAAAUAGGUGAUUAUGUGUAAAAUGGUCUUAUGAUUUUAAAUGCAACUUAAAGAACAUUUAGACCUAAAAAAAUGUUUUUAUUAUUAUUUAAAAAAACAUUUUGUUACAAAAUUAUACAGGUAUAGAUAUAUAGAAUAAUGAUUCUCAUAAAUUUAAUACAGGUUAUUAUUUGAUUUUAGAUUAUUAUUUAUGAAAACUUUUCUUUCAAGGUUUUUUUUUAAAAAGUGAUAUAUUUUUUUUAUAGACUUUCUUUCACCUUCUCAGAUUUUCAGAACAGUGUUAUAAUUUAGUUCUCCUUUUAAUGUGUGUCAUUCAUUUCAAAAGAGUAUAUUAUUUUGUACAGUUACUUAAUUAUAAAUGUCAAAGAUUAGAUCUUUAUUUUAGGUGCAAUAUGAAUUAGAAUUUCUCAUCAAAUCAUAUAAAUAAAUCCAUUUAUUCCUUCUUUCAAUACUCAAGUCAAUGCUUUCAAUGCAUCGAUAUUUCUUUGAACAAUUCGUUUAAGAUCAUAAACACAUUAUUUAUGUAACAAGAUGUUGACUUUAUAAUCUUUGUUUCUUUUUUUCUAUAAUCCAUUUCAAUCGUAUAUCACAGAAAUUUUUUCUAACUUGAAACUUUCCAUUAAUUUACUGUCAUAUUUGUUAAAAGAAUUAUAUAAUGAAAAGGAAGAAUUGUGUCUGAUCUUAUAACAAUAUCUUAAAACUUAUUAAAAGAUUGCAACAGAUUUUAUAGUAUUUGACAAUAUUAAAAUAUUCUCAUUUUAAAGGCUUUACAAAAAAGAAAGUAUUUCUUCCAUAAAAUGAACUGUUAUUUUCAUAAUGUUAUACAUUUAACAUUGUAGUAGUACCUGUGGAUUAUAUUAAAAAUUUCUACACAAG